This is a messenger RNA of Psylliodes chrysocephalus, 3662 nucleotides long. The record is from the annotation of a GenBank genome assembly. NCBI's taxonomy places the organism in Eukaryota, Metazoa, Arthropoda, Insecta, Coleoptera, Chrysomelidae.
AUUUUAAUCUCCGUUUAACACUUUAUGGACCUUGGUUUAACACAACGGUGGAAUCGAUUUAGAAUUACGAAUUAAUUUGUAUCAAAUGCUUUUGCAUUUAGCUUAAAAUUCUAAUUCUAUGACAGAGCUUCCAAAUGCAGCACCCCAGCAUUAGGAAACAGUACCGAAGCUCAGAAAACUCGGGGUUAAUGACCGCCACGAUGUCCUUUACCAACUGGGAAAACAUGUACAUAAAUUUUUGUUUAGUUUUAAAAUAAAAAUUUUGAAAAAUAACAUUUAUAAGGUGACGUUAGAUAAAACAAUCAGGCAUUAUUUUGUUUCUUCGAUUCAUUUCAAUUUAAAAAUGUUUGGAUAUUGGUACAUAUUUUUAAAUUUCCCUCACUUUUCUUAUUGGCUGUCCAAGGGAUCUAUAAGUUAAAUUUGGAAGCUAAUGCGCAUGUUCAUGGCUAUUACCUUUUGUAAAAACAUCGUUAAUUCUUUGUGCUUUGUUUACCUGGGUUGACACAACGCCACCAUUUUCUAUUUCUGUUCCUCGGUUAUGUUCUUAGGUGAGUUGUGAAAACGUCUUUUCAAGUGAUGGAUGAUCCUGGAAGAAUGAUGGGUGGUGGUUUGAUGCCUCCACAACCGUACGGGAUGACUCCGCAAGGUGAAGCCCCCCCUGGUAAUGAAAACGAACCCAGGAAGCAGGACAUCGGUGAGAUCCUGCAGCAAAUUAUGAACAUUACCGAUCAAAGUUUAGACGAAGCUCAAGCUAGGAAGCACACUCUAAACUGCCACCGAAUGAAACCAGCUUUAUUUUCCGUGUUGUGCGAGAUUAAAGAGAAAACCGUUUUGUCCCUCAGAAAUACCCAGGAAGAAGAGCCUCCAGAUCCACAACUGAUGCGUCUGGAUAAUAUGCUCAUAGCAGAGGGUGUCGCAGGGCCAGAAAAGGGCGGAGGUGCUGGAGCUGCUGCUUCUGGAUCAGCUGCAGCUCAAGCCGGCCAACCAGAUAAUGCCAUUGAACACUCAGAUUAUAGAGCUAAGUUAGCCCAAAUUAGGCAAAUUUACCACCAGGAACUCGAGAAGUAUGAACAGGCUUGUAAUGAAUUUACUACACAUGUAAUGAACCUUCUAAGGGAACAGAGCCGCACCAGACCUAUAACUCCUAAAGAAAUUGAAAGAAUGGUGCAGAUAAUCCACAAGAAAUUCAGCUCUAUUCAGAUGCAGCUUAAACAGUCGACUUGUGAGGCUGUUAUGAUUCUUAGGUCUAGGUUUUUGGAUGCCAGAAGGAAGAGGCGUAAUUUCAGCAAGCAGGCCUCUGAAAUAUUAAAUGAAUACUUUUAUUCACAUCUAUCAAAUCCCUAUCCCAGUGAAGAAGCUAAAGAGGAGCUAGCGAGAAAAUGUGGCAUCACUGUUAGCCAGGUUUCAAAUUGGUUCGGAAACAAAAGAAUUCGUUAUAAGAAAAAUAUCGGCAAAGCACAAGAAGAGGCGAACCUAUACGCCGCCAAAAAAGCGGCGGGUGCGUCACCUUAUAGUGGAACAGCCACGCCAAUGAUGUCGCCAGCGCCACCCCAAGACUCUAUGGGCUAUUCCAUGGGAUCUGCGUACGACCAGAGCUCCGCCUACGAUGCAAGCAGUUGUGGUUAUGAUCCCAUGCACGCUCAAGAACUAUCUCCCUAAACUUAAUUUAGGAAUCCUUGAUAUUUCUUCAGAGACAUUUAAACUAAAAGACUUAGUUUUUUAUUGGUUUUUCGAUUACAUCGUCUUUUCCCAUUGUUUUUCAUCCAAAGUAUCUAUAAAGGAUAGAUUUUAAAGAUAUAAAAUAGUAAUAAAGUGGAGGAUAGAUAUAUGGAAACGAAACAAAAAUGUACUAUUUAGUCUAUUUAGAUUUAAAUGUCUUUGCAUUUCUUCGCUCUUUCAAGAUACAUAAGUAUACUGAAGCUUGUAUACCAAUUUUGAAUGUAUACUACUUUUUGUAUUUUGUGCAAUGUCUGUGUAUUUAUCAACUUGUGGCAGCUACCACAGAGAUUUUAUUCUUUUUUUAGAACGCACAUUAAUGAAUUAUUAUUUUGAAUAAUCCAAGGUGCCAUAAGCGAAUAUGGUUGGAUAGCUUGUAAGUGAAUAUUUAAGAGGUGAUGAAAGCCAGUUAGUGUUUGAUGUAAAUUAAGUAUGACUACACUUCGUAAUUGUACUUAUUUAACGUCUGCAUUCCAUGAAUUAUCUAGAAAAUGUUUUACAGCCUAUUAAAAAAAAAAAGAAAAACGUAGUUUAAUGAUUGUUAUAUUUUACUUAUUCGUGAAAUAAACCUAGUGACAGACCAAGGUGAGUCUUAACGUCGUUUCUUCUUCUACAUGCAUCUAAAUCAACUCACAUGUCUUCACUGGAAUUUUGAUGUGUCUCGUCUGUUAACACUUCUACUCUUGUAUCUUAUAAUUCGAAAUUGUAAACCGUUGCAUAAAAUAUUCUUCUGUAGUACUUGUCUUUCAAAGUUUAGAAGUUACAUUAGGUUUAUUAAGAAUCCUUGUUUCAGCAUCAUAAUAAUUAUUUUUUUUUAUUUUAAUAUCGCCAGUGUUAAUCUUUUAGUGUUUAGAAUAAACUGUGUUAUAAAAAACAAAUUUGAACUUAGGUCGACUUGUUAGAGUCUCAGACGAAAUCUAUAAUGAUAUUAGAAUGAUCAAAUGGAGAGCAUUAAAAGUAACGUUGUUAACCACUUCCCAAAGUGGUUUGGUUUAUGAAAUACUAAUUAUGUGAAAAUGUUCAAGAUAUGAUAUUGGAAGCUAAUAUCAAUCCAUUACAACUCUAGUGUUAGGUCAUAAGCUUUUAUGAUGUUAUGUGUAUAUCCUAAAGCAACUUUAUCUUUUCGGUUUUUAUCACCUUUAAAUAUAUAUUUAUUAAUUUCUUGAUAUUCAGCUCUACGGCGCCCUGGAAACAGUUUGUUAUACUUUUUUGUUGUCUAUAUUUUAUAACGAAUUGCCUUAGAAAUUAUUUUUAAAAUCCUAAAUUGCUGAAAACCACGUUCUCUAAAUUAUUUUGUAGAUAAAUAUUCAUCUAUAGUGUUUGUAACUAGUUGUACUUUUGUUGAUUUCAAAGAAUUUUGCGUACAAACAUCUUUGGGGUAAUUAUUGAUUACCCUAAGAGGAUACAAUUUUUAGGUUUGCAAAGUUUAUAGACCAUAACUACAUAAGGUUUUGUAUACGAAUUGGAUAUAAGUAAAAUUUACGCGUUUUAUUACAGGGUAAGUCAAUAGUGUGGUAAGUCCAAUUAUAUUUUUGCUAACUUGGAAAUUUUUUCAAUUUUCAUGGAACAUUUUGUUAACAAAAAUUUAACGGAUCAAACACAAUUGACAGAGCCUGCAUGUUUUAAUUUUAUUUGUAGUGUUUUCUGUCAGAAAUUGUCCUGACAGCAAGCAAAUUUCUUACAAAGCGACAUCAGAAGUAAAAAAGUGGAUUCGACAAUCUAUAUGUUAAAAAAAGGACAUUGCUUAAUAAAAAAUAAUGUAUUUAUUUUAUAAUGAAUACCUGUUUUUUGGGUAUGAGUAAAAUUAAUUUUACAGUAUUGAGUAGUCACUCGGAAUAUUCUUUAAUGGAGUUGGUAAUUGGACAGACUAGGAAAUUUUAUGUCGUGAAUUUUUAACAAUGAUUUACCUUAAGGCAAAAAUCUGUAUUUUACUUUAGAAAAUAAAG